Messenger RNA from Gossypium raimondii (Peruvian cotton), 1150 nucleotides. RefSeq names its product tubulin beta chain. Lineage: Eukaryota; Viridiplantae; Streptophyta; Magnoliopsida; Malvales; Malvaceae. The record is from RefSeq and is a predicted model, not a curated record. Gene Ontology annotation, molecular function: GTPase activity; structural constituent of cytoskeleton; GTP binding. The coding region runs from base 100 to 672 and encodes 190 amino acids. The transcript is spliced from 6 exons. Gene Ontology annotation, cellular component: microtubule; cytoplasm. Gene Ontology annotation, biological process: mitotic cell cycle; microtubule cytoskeleton organization.
AAAGCGCGUAAACAACCCGCUUUCAUUUUUCAACCAAAUCCAAACCCUAAAGUGCGCCUCUCCCAAUUUCUUCUUCACUUUGAAGUUUGAGCAGAUCGGAUGGUUCGUUCAUCCAAGGUGGUCAAUGUGGGAACUAGAUCAGGGCUAAUUUCUGGGAAGUCAUAUGCGACGAGCAUGAAGUUGACAACACUGGAAAAUAUAACGGUGACUCCGACCUUCAGUUGGAGUGCAUCAAUGUCUACUACAAUGAAGCCAGUGGUGGAAGGUAUGUCCCACGCGCUGUUCUCAUGGAUCUGGAGCGCUAUUCUCAUGGAUCUGGAGCCGGGCACUAUGGAUUCCGUCAGAUCUGGUCCUUUUGGACAAACCUUUCGCCCCGAUAACUUCGUCUUCGGACAGUCUGGUGCUGGCAACAACUGGGCCAAGGGUUCUUACACGGAAGGAGCUGAGCUCAUUGAUUCUGUUCUUGAUGUUUUCAGGAAAGAGGCUGAGAAUUGUGAUUGCUUACAAGUUGAUUUCAAUUUUCCAAGGUUAGCAGAUUUUAGAGCUACAAUAUCUGGUGCAAACAAAUUGCAAUGCCAGCAAGUUAUUGAAGAGUUGGAUGUGCAUAAGCGGUUGCAACUUACACUGGAAUUAGUAAAAAAGGAAAUGGAAAUCAGCAAGAUUCAGGUCUAAAUCAUUUGAAGCAUACUUUUAGGACUCAAUUCCGAAAGCAAUCGAGGAAAAGAUAAGUGGUGAACAACGCUGAUACUUGUUGAAUGAGCAGCUUAAGGCAAUAAAGAAGGAACUUGGGUUAGAAACAGACGACAAAACUGCACUUUCAGUUACUCAAAGAGGGCAGAUGCUACUGAGGAUUUGCAAGAAGCCAUGGAUGUAUUUUUCUUUGGUCACACAUGGAGUGAUAAGUAAAGUUUUCUUUUGUUGUUUCACCACUACGGAAAAUUAAGGUGAUGUUUUUAUUAUUAGACUAAAAAUAAGGACGACAUUGAGAAAUGAAAUAUGUAGCCAAAAUUUUGUUCCCUGUGUAAGUAACAUAUACUCGUACAGUUCAAUCAAUUCAGCGCUGCAAGAAAACGGAAGCGAAUGUAUAAUAACCGUGUAUUGUAGUACUGAUUUUUGUUAUAUAUUAAUGAAAAGAAUAUGUGUUCUUUUA